Molecule: messenger RNA, 1467 nt
Organism: Ornithorhynchus anatinus (platypus)
Lineage: Eukaryota; Metazoa; Chordata; Mammalia; Monotremata; Ornithorhynchidae
Gene: CWC25
Product: CWC25 spliceosome associated protein homolog
Exons: 10
Coding region: 98-1339 (413 amino acids)
Biological process (GO): mRNA splicing, via spliceosome
Cellular component (GO): U2-type spliceosomal complex
Source: RefSeq, a predicted model, not a curated record
CGGCCUCCCGGAAGUGGCGCUUUGGGCGGCCGGGCCUGCUGCUGCCGCCGCCGCCGCCGCCGCCGCCGCCCCCGGGGCCUGAGGGGUCGUCGCCAUCAUGGGGGGGGGAGACCUGAAUCUGAAGAAGAGCUGGCACCCCCAGACGCUCCGCAAUGUGGAGAAGGUGUGGAAGGCGGAGCAGAAGCAUGAGGCGGAGCGCAAGAAGAUCGAGGAGCUGCAGCGGGAGCUGCGAGAGGAGCGGGCCCGGGAGGAGAUGCAGCGCUACGCCGAGGACGUGGGGGCCGUCAAGAAGAGAGAAGAGAAGCUGGACUGGAUGUACCAGGGCCCCGGCGGCCUGGUGAACCGGGACGAGUACCUGAUGGGCCGGCCCGUCGACAAGUACGUCCUGGAGAAGAGCGAGGACAAGGAGGCCGGCUGCUCCUCGGAGACGGGCCUGCUGCCCGGCUCCAUCUUCGCCCCGUCGGGAGCCAACUCCGUCCUCGACAUGGCCAGCAAAAUCCGGGAAGACCCGCUCUUCAUCAUCCGGAAGAGAGAGGAGGAGAAAAAGAGAGAAGUUUUAAAUAACCCCGUGAAAAUGAAGAAAAUCAAAGCAUUGCUGCAGCUGAGCCUGGAAAAGAAGGAGAAGAAGAGGAAGAAGGAGAAGAAAAAGAAACACAAGAAGCACAAGCACCGCAGCUCCAGCAGCGAGGCCUCGGCCAGCGAGGGCGAGAGGAGCCGGAGACGGGUGUCGAGGAAGGUCGCCGGCUCUCCCCCAGCCCUGUCCAGGGUCCCGGGCUACGGCCUGCAGGUCAGGGAUCCCGAGCAGCGCGGCCGGAGGCCGGAGGGCUCCCCGACGGCGGAGCGGAAGAGCGGCGCCCCCAGGCCCGGGGACAGGUCCCGGAGCGUAUCCCGGUCCCCCCGGAAGGGGACGGGGGAAGGCGAGUCCCGGAGCCGGCAGCCCCGCUCCCCCGGGCCCAGCAGGCCGCACGGCUCCAAGGGAGACAGGAAGGACAAGGACCGGGGGAAGAGCCCCCCGCCGAAGAAGGAAGGGUACACCCGGCGGCACGCCUCGGGCUACACCAGAAAGCUCUCGGCCGAGGAGCUGGAGCGGAAGCGGCAGGAGAUGAUGGACGACGCCAAGCGGAGGGAAGAAGAGCGUCUCAGCAGCCUCAAGAAGCACGAGAAGGAGGACGAGCGGGAGCGGAAGCUGGAGAAGCUGGACUCGCGGGACGGGAAGUUCAUCCAGCGCCUGAAGCUGGAGAGCACUGCCACGUCUUCGUUGGAGGACCGCCUCAAGCGCAACGUCCACUCCAUCCAGAGAACCCCGGCCGCCCUCGAGAAGAACUUUAUGAAGAGAUGAUGUAGUCCGCCCGACCCCCGGGGCGGGGCCGCGUCCGUUCCCUUCCCGAACCCACCCCCCCGCCCCCCGCAAGAGCCGCUGGCUCGUCCGCAUUCCUCUUUAUAAGAGCUGAGAUGACUUCUUCUGAA